GAAAAUAAAUAUAAGUUGUUGAAUAUAGAUGUGCACGUUGUUGAAUUUUGCAACAUUUGACCAACCAUAACCUGUGAUACAAUUCUGACAGCACGCCGCGGCAUUUAAAGAGCCGGUUCGCAGUCUUGUGACACCUCAUCCACGUUCAGCGAAUAAUCAGCAGUGAUCUUCGAUGUCCCUUGAUGUCGAUUACCCGCCAAGUUGCAGACUGAAGCGAAGUAAAAGAAGCCCAAACAGGUCAGUUCCAUGCAGUCUCACUUUGCCCGUCCACCCAAAUUGCGGCUCAUUGUUCAGAUUACGCUCUAGCUCGCGUAGUAGUCGUUUUCUUCCCAAGCGCGCAAGAGGAAAACGAAAAACUUGGGGGCAUAUAUAGGCUUUGGCCACGAAAGUGAAGAAAUAUUUCUUCCCUUCCAUGCCACUUGCCCCGUCCCCUUGCUAUUUUUGUGUCACUUUCGCUCUCUGAGCCUUUGCGUGCCUCGUAAGCUAUUCGUUUUGGGAAGGAACCGAUAUGAUCGACUGCUAGGCGGGCAAAUUUCGCUCAAAGCUUCUAGAAUGACUGUAAAAUAUUCACGAAAGAUGCACCACACUGAAGCUGAAAAACACAAGGAAAACAUAAGGAAGACAUAAGGAAGACAUAAGGAAGACAAAAAAAAAAAAAACCCGGCAUGCAUAUCGAAAGCAUAACCUCACGUACGCACACAUUUCGCCGCCAUUUUCCACAAUAUCAGGUAUAUUUUAGAAACGCUCAUUCAAUGCCUACUUUGUUGUUGUGUUACUCGCAGGAAGGUAAUGCAGGUACUUUAAAAAAAGGCAAAUCUACAGACGCAAGCACAAGUAGAGUCCAUUAGGGAAAAGUUGACAACCACCAUGUUGUUACGUCAGGCUAUUUUUUCGCGCAUCGGACUAGUUUUCACAUAACCUGAAGGCGUAAACGAGAAGAAGGAAGGUGAGACGAGAAAAAGAAAGUGAAUGCAAACAGUUUUCCGCAUUGCCUGCACCGAUAGUUAUUAACAAGAAUGGAUGUUUCGGUAUCUAUUUUUUUUUUUGCCAGCGCUGUACGUGACUGUACAUUUGGUUGUUUUGACUUGUUAAGCCAUGCAUAAUAGACUUUGUUGCUGAAGCUUUUAUUUUAUCGUUUGUGUGGUUUAAUUAGUGUGACUUAUAAGGUCACAUGAUUAUACGGAAAUUAUCCGCCAAAAUAUAUUUAAGUAAAGUCAGGUCUUUUCCUGUUUCACUUUCCAUUCCCUCCAGAAGUUGACAGUCAGUAUCACCUCUUCUAGUGCUUGUAAAGAGAAGGGCCCGACUUACUGAUCAGUUGUGAGCCAGCAGAUGCAAUAGAAGAUUUUCCUGGCUUUAAAGCAUCGACCAUGAGCAACAACGUUUUCAUUAUUUUGGGAGAGAACGACUGUAAAGUAGGAGAAGAAGAAGAAGAAGAAGAGGAAGAGGAAGAGGAAACGGAAGAAGAAGAGGAAGAGGAAACGGAAGAAGAAGAGGAAGAAGAAGAGGACAAGGAAGAUGAAGAACAAAAAUAUGAUGAUGGUGAUGGUGCUGGAAAAAGAGGAAGACAGCAAUCUAGAUUUGAACCGAAUCAAUUACUCGUUUGCGGGCUAAGUACGUCAACGACCGAAGAGUGCGUGCUGAACUUCAUUGAGGCAAUGAGCGGUGAAGAGGUGACGGAGGUAAAGCUGACAAACGACAAAGCCCUGAUCACAAUGGCCAAUGACAUAACAGACUUCAAAAGAAUCAAGACCAAAGGCGAAAAAAGAAAAUUAGAUUCAGCUAAGGUUUCCAUCAAACAAGUUCCAGCUUGUACGAGCAUUCUUGUCAGCGGUCUUUCAGAAAACACUACCCAUGAUGCCAUUGAACUACACUUUGAAAGUCAAAGAAACAGUGGGGGUCCUGUGGAAAGCGUGCAAUUUGUACCUAAAAGUGGUAGAGCUGUGGUUGUGUUUCAAGACCCAGCAGGUUUGUAACUCGUUUGUAACUUCGG
Molecule: messenger RNA, 1990 nt
Organism: Orbicella faveolata
Lineage: Eukaryota; Metazoa; Cnidaria; Anthozoa; Scleractinia; Merulinidae
Biological process (GO): negative regulation of gene expression
Cellular component (GO): cytoplasm; nucleus
Molecular function (GO): NAD+ poly-ADP-ribosyltransferase activity; RNA binding; transcription corepressor activity
Source: RefSeq, a predicted model, not a curated record